This is a messenger RNA of Morchella importuna, 864 nucleotides long. RefSeq lists its product as uncharacterized. Bases 1 to 864 code for a protein of 287 amino acids. The transcript has a single exon. Lineage: Eukaryota; Fungi; Ascomycota; Pezizomycetes; Pezizales; Morchellaceae. The record is from RefSeq and is a predicted model, not a curated record.
AUGUUCGAACGAGAUCUUGCUGCUGCUCGAACUCAACGGGUUGCUGUUGAGGUAGUUGCCCCUGAUGAAGAACCAAUUGGUGGCGAUGAUGCCCCACCUGCGCCUCCAAUACCACCCGUUGUUGCUGCUACCCAACGGUGGGGGAAGCUCCCAGAUCCUGAGAUGUUUAGGGGAGAUCGCGAUCGAGAGAGAUUACACCUAUUCAAACAACAGAUGAGGAUUAAACUAUUGGGAAAUGCCGACCGCUUCCCCACACUACAGUCCAAGUUAUCCUAUUUAUUCAGUCCAUUGGAGGGUGUUGCCGCUAAUCAAUUCUUACAAUACGUCGGAGAAGAAGGUAUCGCUUUGCCUUCCAUGUUGCGGUUUUAUGAAAUCCUAGAUACAGCGUUCGGAGACCCUGAUCGAAUGCGAACGGCUAGAAGGAACCUUCAGAACAUCCGCCAACGAAAUCGAACCUUUGCCGAUUAUUUCGCCGAAUUUCAAAGGUAUGCUGCCGAGUCAGGGAUAGAUGAAGUCUCUCGGAUUGAAGCUUUGAUGGAAGGUAUCAAUGCGGAACUCGAUGAAUCGAUGAUACACCAUGAAACCCCUGCGACGGUAGAUGCCUGUGCGAUACUUUUGCAACGGUUGGAUAAUCGGCGACGAGCAGCAGAAGCUAAGCGAGGAAGUAAAAAGCCUUGGAAUGCUACUGCUGCCUCCGACCCUCGCCCCCCACCAGCGAAUCCGCCCCUGCCCCCGUGCUGCCGCCCCAGCUAUCAAUACCCACUCCUGAGAACCAUCCCUCGUUCCGCCCGGGAGGUGAUGUACCGAUGGAUUUGUCCGGGGGACGUCGUCGCCCCACCCCUACUGAGAGAAAUGCCCGCUUAG